Seminavis robusta is the source of this 3409-nucleotide messenger RNA. The record is from the annotation of a GenBank genome assembly. NCBI's taxonomy places the organism in Eukaryota, Bacillariophyta, Bacillariophyceae, Naviculales, Naviculaceae.
UGUUUCCUCGUUCUUGUGCACCUCCUCCGUAUUACUGUUUUCUUCUUCAAACAAGACGACCCCAGCUUUUGCCAUGAGGAUCUUGGUAUCCCCAUACACUACUUUCCACAUGAUGAGGGCCAUGAGCGGGGCUCCCAGUCGCCGCCACAGUGUCGGUGGCAAGCGUGAUACAAUGACGAACACAAUUUGGACGCCAAACGUAUAGAGCGAAAUGUGAAAGGAUCGGAAUCCUCGUGCCCGCACUUCUUGCGUGGCAUCCAAAAAAGGUGUCACAUCCCGUCCCAUGCCCACCGCCGUACGACCAUACACGGUCAUUAAGGAAAAAAUAAAGGUGGCAUGCAAUCCCGUCAUCAUGCCCAUGGCAGAUGCCGUAAUGGAAAUCAAAUCCAACAUCCACGAAGUGGAAUCCCAUGUCCAUUGACGACUCAGCAAAUCAAAGAAUUGAAUCGAUGUGGCCAACGUCAAGGCACUGACGACGGCGUAGACUUCGAAACCGUCCAGACGAAAACCGGCUCGAUCCAAUGCGGUGGCUUGUGGUACAGGUGGUGGUGUGAGGAUGACCGUGUUGGUGCAUUCUUGUGAUUGUUGUUGCGGAGAAACUGGAUGGCAGCUGCUUGUGAACAUUGGCGUGUUUGGCGCCUCCUCCUCAGCCGUCCCUUUGCUAGUGGCGGCGGCCGAAGGAUUGGAGGCUGCGGCAGACGCCGUCAAAAUAGUAGGGGGACUCUGGAUCUCAUUCCUAAAAAAUUCCAACCGAGCGUUUGUCAAUUCGCCACUGUCCUGAUGAUGCCAAUUCAUUGCUUCUGAUAGAGAAUGACCUGACCCAUUCCGUAUUGUUGGCGGCCCACCAUUGUCAUCAUCAUCAUCCGUGGCCAGCAGUAGCACACCAAUAGACGCAAAAGAAGAUCGAGUGGGUAUCAGGAAUGGGUUGGACCGUUGAAAGGUAGCAACCGCAUGACACCAAGGAAUCUUCUUCGCAAGAAAGAUGGAGAGCAGAUCCAACGGCGAGCAUCGGCCACAACAUCGUCCCAUGAUGCCACCGUCGAGUCAAGUCUCUGCAAUACUGGUAUGUAGACUCUGUAGAGGACCCCUGUCUUGAUUAUGCGAGAAUCAAGAAGCAAAGUGGCGCGGCUUGUUGAUGGCGUUAAAUUAUUGGAUCUUGGCUCCGUCUACAUGUAAUUAAUUAACAGUCCCGCUAGCAUUAGAUUUUAUAUUGGAGUACAGGUGUGCUUUAAUUCCUGUCACCGUCAACUUUGAAAACUUGUGCACUUACUAGUAGCUCUUAAUUAACGAUCCCCAGAAACAAGUGCAAACAGUCAUUGUGGACUUCCCUGGAAACAUCAAUGCAACCCUUCCACGCGACCAUGGUAUCUACAGUACCGGAGCCAGCAAUUCCUUCCGGUACACAUGUACCAACGGUACACUUCCACUUUCCGCUCUUCGAAUUCCGCUGUCAAAAGUCUCAACAACCCGCGGACCCAUCUCCAUCUCCCUCCGCCCUCGUUGUCCUAGAAAACGAACGAGUGGAGUAACUCCCAAUAGAUCUCUUCCCCUGCUAUCUCACCCAUCCAUCCAUCAAACCAUGAAUAACACGGAUGAUGCCGCAGACAGGAAAGCUGUGGUUGCUAGAAUCUUGGAGUGCCCGGCCCGUGACGAAGGAAGCGGACAAAGACUAGUUUCGACGAGUCGAAUGGCCAAGCGCUGCCCACCAGCAGAACAAGCUACCUCUCAAAGGCAUGGUGGAGGCAGCAGCCGUAGUAGAUUGUCGGAAUCCACCGUCGCCCGCAAAGGCAUGAUUGACAACAUCCUAACACAUCCGGGAGUUUUCGACACUACCAGUAGUAUCCAUGGUUCCAUCACAAGCCACACCAGCCACACAACCUUUACAACAGAGUCAUCCGAUGCACCAUCCACCCCAGGGGCCUUUCGUCAGCGUGGAAUUAUUAAUACUGCGACUUUCAACGAACCACAAAUGGAGCUACCAGACCAACCAAUCGAGCCAGAAGCCUCCAAUAAAGGACACGACAACCACCACUUGCCCAACCUCGGUGACGUUGACACAAUAGUCACAGCUGCCAAGGUCUACGAUGAUGAGGAGGAAAACCUAGAGGCCCGGUUACAAGAAGAAAUCCCUCGAAUGGAAGAAGAGAUCCGGGCCAGAAUCAUUCAUGAAGCUGUCGAGGCCAAUGUCGUUCCAAAUGAUGGAUUUCGGAGAACUAUUCGGUGGGUCGCGCUCGUAGUGCUGGUGGGAAUUGUUGCCAGUGCCAGCUUUUUACAUGUCGGCAUUCGGGCCGAACAGGACCGACAACACGACGAAUUUCAGAAACAUGCGGGUGAAUUCGCAAGAAAAGUUGGCAAGGAAUGGAGAGAUUAUGAAAUGGGUGCCAUGUGGGUGCAUGAUCGAUGUCGGGAUUGGAGAACCACCAACUUUACGGCAGGCGACUUUGAGAUACUCUACAAUUAUCUGCUGGACACCGGACUCAAGUUUGCCUAUGUGGAAUGGGUCCCCAAUGUCACCCAUGAGGAACGACCAACUCUGGAAGCAGAAGCCUACGAGUACUACAAACAUCAUCAUGACCCAUUAUUGGUGAACUACACCAGUUUCUAUGGGCUGGAACCAGAUCCUGACAAUCCAGAGUCGCUCAUUAUAGCUCAUCCACGAUCGGAGAGGCCCUUCUACUUCCCCGUUGCCUUCAAGGAGCCAAUGAGCUCUGGCAUCAAUCUCGACUUGUUCAGUAUUCCAGAUGAACGCAAAGUGAUUUUACGAGCGCUGGAAACCAUGGAAAUGCAACUAACACCUCCGUUGUACCUGGUGGGGGAUGGCCCCACAGAAGGCUACAGUGUGAUACUGUACAGUCCAGGAGCACGCAUGCCUGGAAAAUUCCAGAUCAAACCCCGAGAUCUGUCCAACUUGAUUGUCCGGAUUCCAGAACUUUUAGAGCAAGUGGCUAGAUUCCAACGCACUAGCCUCUCCAUUUACCUGUACGACUCUCCAGUUCAUCAAGAAGAAGAGGAAGCUGCGCCUCCCAAGUUUAUGGGUGGACUUCAUGUCAAGGUACCUACUAGUGGAGGAGAAGACAGUGAAUUGACAUUGGCUGCAGAAGACCUUCAAGAACAUUUCAGUGAUAGUUCGAAUGGCCUGCACUACUAUGAGGAGCAGCUCUUGAUUGGCAAUCGAAAGUGGACUGUUGUGGUGGCACCCAAUGAUGACACAUUCAAUGCAAGGAUUGGAAUGGUAAUCUUCAGUGGAAGCUUGAUCUUGGCUGCAUCUCUGCUAUUGGCUGCUUGGAUGCUGCAUUCUUUUCGACAAUCCCUGCACAUGAAAUAGGGUGUGUGAAGCAGUUUCAAGAACACGAAAAGAAUCCAUUGUUGGAACUAUUGUAUAAUUUUAAAAGAAUUUUGUUGCUUUUUG